Messenger RNA from Jaculus jaculus (lesser Egyptian jerboa), 2101 nucleotides. RefSeq names its product mesenchyme homeobox 2 (gene Meox2). Gene Ontology annotation, biological process: positive regulation of transcription by RNA polymerase II. Bases 36 to 947 code for a protein of 303 amino acids. The transcript has 3 exons. The record is from RefSeq and is a predicted model, not a curated record. Gene Ontology annotation, cellular component: nucleus. Gene Ontology annotation, molecular function: RNA polymerase II cis-regulatory region sequence-specific DNA binding; DNA-binding transcription factor activity, RNA polymerase II-specific. NCBI's taxonomy places the organism in Eukaryota, Metazoa, Chordata, Mammalia, Rodentia, Dipodidae.
ACCGUCUUCUGCCUGGAAGUCGAGACUUGCAUGCCAUGGAACACCCCCUCUUUGGCUGCCUGCGCAGCCCCCACGCCACAGCGCAAGGCUUGCACCCGUUCUCCCAGUCGUCCCUCGCCCUCCAUGGAAGAUCUGACCAUAUGUCCUACCCCGAACUUUCCACGUCCUCCUCGUCUUGCAUAAUCGCGGGCUACCCCAACGAGGAGGGCAUGUUUGCCAGCCAGCAUCACAGGGGGCACCACCACCACCACCACCAUCACCACCACCACCACCAGCAGCAGCAGCACCAGGCUCUGCAAACCAACUGGCACCUCCCGCAGAUGUCGUCCCCGCCGAGCGCGGCGCGCCACAGCCUGUGCCUGCAGCCGGACUCCGCAGGGCCCCCGGAGCUGGGGAGCAGCCCGCCGGUCCUGUGUUCCAACUCCUCCAGCCUGGGUUCCAGCACUCCGACCGGGGCCGCGUGCGCACCCGGGGACUACGGCCGCCAAGCGCUGUCACCCGCCGAGGCGGAGAAGAGAAGUGGCAGCAAGAGGAAAAGCGACAGCUCAGAUUCCCAGGAAGGAAAUUACAAAUCAGAAGUCAACAGCAAACCCAGGAAGGAAAGGACAGCUUUUACCAAGGAGCAAAUCAGAGAACUUGAAGCAGAAUUUGCCCAUCAUAAUUAUUUGACCAGACUGAGGAGAUAUGAGAUAGCGGUAAACCUAGACCUCACGGAAAGACAGGUGAAAGUGUGGUUCCAGAACAGGAGGAUGAAGUGGAAGAGGGUCAAAGGAGGACAGCAGGGAGCAGCAGCUCGAGAAAAGGAACUGGUGAACGUGAAAAAGGGAACGCUUCUCCCCUCAGAGCUUUCAGGAAUUGGUGCAGCCACCCUGCAGCAGACAGGGGACUCACUAGUAAAUGAAGACAGUCACGACAGUGAGCACAGUUCAGAGCAUGCACACUUAUGAUACACACAGAGAAGACCAGCUCCAUUCUCAGGAAAGCAAUCUUACGAUGGCAAGCCUUACCCAAACAUCGUUUACACAGAGAGAUGACUAUGGUAGUGAUGUUUAAUAUAAUUAAAUUCAGGCAUCCCACGUCCAAUUUCCAUGAUUGAUAGAAAUUUGACACAAAGUGCCUCUUAUUGAAGAUGCUUCCACAGCAAAGAUGGAGAAGGUGGACUUGCUUUGAAAAUUCCAAAUAAGUUUGAUCAUGUGUAUGACAAUGAGAAGAUAUGUACUUGCUUUUGCUGCACUGUAAAGUAAAUUGCUAUCAAGAGCAAACCAGCUAAGACUUUUCUUUUUAAUUCAAGAUGCCUCCAGAGUGUAGAUGCCAAAAAUGAACUUGCUUUGAACAUUCCAGAUGUAUAAGGUUGUGUGUCUGACAGCGGGCAAGUAUUUGCUUUUGCUUGCACUGAAAAUUAAAUUGCUAUCAAGUUAAACCAUGAAAUAUUAUAUGCUGAAUAGCCACAGUGCCUGAAAUCACCAAGUGAAUUUAAAAAAAAAAAAGUUAUUUUAAAUCUGUGUAUAGUACUCUGAAGUCAUUUUCCUGUCUUCACUAACUUUAGCAAUGCAUUUAAGUAGCUGAUAAAAAUAGGUUCUCUCACAUUGACAUUCGGAACCAGUCCUUUGUAUUUGUUUUAUACAUUUUGUCAGUCAGAAAACAUCAGUAUGUGCUUGCUUGUGCUCAAGUAGAGAAGAAUGCAGUAGAGUCUGAUAGGACACAUUCUUGUACCACAGACAAAACAGACCUUAUGUUGCAUUUACUACCAACUGCUGCUAAUACGUUAUUAUAGAACUUAUCUAGCUCUUCAAUUCUAUCUCUUAGCUUGAAAAAAAAAAAUUAGGAUCAUUGGCAAAUCAGUUACCUUGCACAAAGAUCACCGUCUGAUUUUAUGUCUUUAAAACGUUAGCUAUUGUUGAUAUGAUUUAAUUACUAAGGAAGCAUAUCUUUCUUAUUGGUAAUGGUAUCAAAUAAAGAGCAGAGCAAGCUGAUUCAUCAAGAGGAUAGCUGACAAAAUUCUGACUGUCUUUGAAUUAAACUCAGUAAAAAUACAUUAUUUUUCAUAUUCAAUGUAUUCAUGCAGAACACAUCUUUGUAUCUUGUAAAAAAUAUUAAUAAA